This is a messenger RNA of Syzygium oleosum, 1944 nucleotides long. Its product is annotated as bifunctional purple acid phosphatase 26-like. The record is from RefSeq and is a predicted model, not a curated record. Gene Ontology annotation, molecular function: acid phosphatase activity; metal ion binding. The coding region runs from base 190 to 1620 and encodes 476 amino acids. The transcript is spliced from 10 exons. NCBI's taxonomy places the organism in Eukaryota, Viridiplantae, Streptophyta, Magnoliopsida, Myrtales, Myrtaceae.
GGUGAAGGUGAAGCAGCUCCCAACAUCCCGCAGGUUUUCUCUCCUCAGAACCCCCGCGCGCCUUCCUUUUCGCCGGAUCGACGUUUCCCGAUUCCGUCGCGCUCGGUCUCGCCGAGCUCUCCGGUCGCAGGAUGCAAUAAAUUAUACUUGUCAGCUAAUUAAUCAUCAAUUAAGCUGAGGACUUCUAGAAUGCGGUCCUUCCUUCGCCUCAUUUCAAUAUUCUUCGUCCUCCUAAGCUAUUUGGAGAAUACAUUUGCUGGAAUCACUAGUACUUUCGUUCGAUCACAGUGGCCAUCAGUUGACAUUCCUCUUGAUAAUGAAGUUUUUGCAGUUCCAAAGGGUCACAAUGCACCACAACAAGUUCAUAUCACCCAAGGUGACUAUGAUGGAAAGGCUGUCAUUAUAUCAUGGGUCACAUCUGAUGAACCAGGAUCCAGUGAGGUACAGUAUGGCACCACAAAGGGGCAGUAUGAUCGUUCUGCUGAAGGAAAUGGUACAAGCUACACUUUUUACAAGUAUAAAUCUGGCUACAUCCAUCGUUGCCUGCUUGAUGGCCUUGAGUAUGAUACCAAGUACUAUUACAAAGUAGGAAGUGGUGUUUCUUCUCGAGAGUUUUGGUUUCAAACACCACCAACAAUUGACCCAGAUGCUUCAUACAAGUUCGGAAUAAUUGGUGAUCUGGGCCAGACUCAUAAUUCGCUUUCAACUCUUCAGCAUUAUAUGGUGAGUGGAGCACAGGCAGUCUUGUUUUUGGGGGAUCUUUCUUAUGCUGAUAGAUACAAGUACAAUGAUGUUGGGCUAAGAUGGGACACAUGGGGUCGCUUUAUUGAACAAAGUGCGGCAUUUCAGCCAUGGAUCUGGUGUGCUGGGAACCAUGAAAUAGAAUAUAUGCCUGACAUGGAGGAGAUUGAUACAUUCAAAUCCUAUCUGCAUCGAUAUCCAACACCUUAUUUGGCCUCGAAAAGCACCAGUCCUCUUUGGUAUGCCAUCAGACGAGCUUCUGCCCACGUAAUCGUGCUUUCAAGCUACUCUUCCUUUGUGAAAUACACACUUCAGUGGAUGUGGCUGCGAGAAGAAUUUAAAAGGGUAGACAGAGAAAAGACACCUUGGCUUAUUGUUCUGAUGCAUGUUCCUUUGUACAAUAGCAAUGAUGUACACUUCAUGGAGGGUGAAGGCAUGAGAGCAGUGUUUGAAAAGUGGUUUGUUCGUAACAGAGUUGAUAUUGUUUUUGCUGGGCAUGUUCAUGCUUAUGAAAGAUCGUAUCGGAUCUCAAAUAUACAAUACAAUGUCAGUAGUGGUGAUCGUGACCCUGUACCAGAUAAAUUUGCACCUCUAUAUAUUACUGUUGGAGAUGGAGGUAAUCAGGAAGGCCUUGCUGGAAGGUUUAGUGAUCCACAACCAGACUAUUCUGCAUUUCGUGAGGCCAGUUAUGGCCAUUCUACUUUGGAAAUAAAAAACAGGACUCAUGCAUUUUACCAUUGGAAUCGAAAUGAUGAUGGGAAAAAGGUGGCAACAGACUCUUUCAUAUUGCAUAAUCAGUAUUGGGUAAGCAGUUCCCGGCGAAGAAAACUAAAGAAGCGCUGUUCCAGGAGCAUUGCAAAGGAGAUUGUCACCGGCUGAUUUGAGGUUCAGUUGAGUCACAAGACAUUUAAGAUUAGAGUUGGCAGAGGGAAGUACUUGAUACAUAUGGUUGUUUAUAUGGGAGUUCAAGAUACAAAGUAAAAUUUUGUAGAAGAUUUAGAUGAUCUUCAUCAAUAGUUUCAUUAGCUCUAGCUAGCAUAUACGAACCAACAUUAGAUUCAUGGAUAACACAUAGUUUGUAUUUAAUAAUUUUUCUUCUCAAUCAUUGUAGUCCUCUGUAUCCUUUCUUUUCAGUGCACUGUGUAAUAAACUUAGGAAGGAAAUAUAUAUACUACUAUGUGAGAAAAGUUUUUGCUCUCAAAA